Molecule: messenger RNA, 1021 nt
Organism: Seminavis robusta
Lineage: Eukaryota; Bacillariophyta; Bacillariophyceae; Naviculales; Naviculaceae
Source: the annotation of a GenBank genome assembly
AUGAACUCCAUGGAAAACAACUCUAUAUCUGAUCCCCGGCUUUCAUUCUCGACACUCACCGAUGUGAUCACCUAUUAUGUCAAGGAAAACCCAAAUCACCCAGUUCACACCUGGCUCAAUGGAGAUGGCAAGGAAGUCAACCAAGUCACGUACAAGCAACUUGAUGAAGCCUCCACAGCUGUUGCUGUCAUGCUCCUAAAGAAGGGAUGCAAGAAAGCCAAGUUCAAGCGUUUUGCCGAAGAUGCCGGAGCCAAGUAUGCCCUAACAACGGGCAAGUUUGCCAUCAUCAUGAGGGCUGCAAGUUUUGUGGCCAAAAGUGGCGUUAAGUGGUUAGCCACUGACAAUCUUGACACGCCUUCUAUGAAGGAACGUAAGAAGCUGGAAGGCCACAACAACAAACACCCUGUCGAUACGGAACACGUUGCUUUUGUGCAGUACACUAGUGGAUCGACUGGAUUCCCGAAGGGUGUGGCUCUAUCCCACAGAGCUGUGCUGGAGAAUUGCCGUCGCGUCACCGAGACAUGCAAGGCGGACCUCUCCAAGGUGGCUGUUAUCUGGCUGCCUCAGUAUCAUGACAUGGGACUGGUGGGAGGCUACCUGACAUGCUUUUACUCAGGUUGUGCCUUGAAGGCGACGAGUCCCCUGAACUUCCUUUCAAGGCCCUUGUUGUGGAAUGAAAUGAUAACGAAGUACAAGGCAAAUGUUGCAGCCAGCCCAAACUUUGGGUGUGCCCUCCUCAUGAGGCGGCUUCAGCAGGCCAAAGGAGUGACUGCAGACUGGAGUUGUGUUGACCGGAUCAUUCUAGGUGCCGAGCCCCUCACAAAGGAGGUUGUCACUGGACUGCAGAAAGAUCUGAACAUGCGGCCAGAAGCGAUCAGCAAUGUAUUUGGCCUAGCGGAGUGUGGAGUCUGGAUUACCGGAUCCGUUGCCAAUUUGAACACAAUGGUUGAUGAAACUCACAUCAACUGUGGACCUGCCAAGUUCCCCAUGGAAAGCAGGUCGCCAAAUGUCCAGACAAAAG